CCCAAGGACAUCCUGCUAGAUAUCAAUCAGCUAUACUAAUCCCAUCUCAGUGACCUCUUAAUAACAAAAUCAAAGAGGGAAACAGGUUCGCCUGGCGGAAUCGUUCCAUCCCGUUCCAGGAUCCUUAACAAAUCGCCAGCGCGCAAGCAAAGUUGCAACGAAGUAAACGCGUUUCCUCACUUCACGUUCUAGUUCCGCGAGAUUCUUCACAACAACAUUCGUCGCCUGCGGUUAUCUUGCUUUGCUACAUCUCGCGCCCUAAUUUUUGUGCCUCCACCUCUUCUUACCCAACAUCCUCCAAAUUCAUCGCCAUUCGCAAACAUUCACGCGUCUUUCAUCCAACAUAACAACUCCGUACCUCUUUUCACCGACAAACACUACGAUCCGCAUCAGCUAUCAUGUCUGACGCCGCCGAUAACACCUUUUCCGCUGGCGAGACCAAGCUGUUGAUCAGCAUCAUGAAGAACCUUAAGGGCGAUCUCAACUCCGACUGGGAUGCCGUCGCCGUCGAGAUGAAGUACAAGGAUCAUACCAUCGCCAAGUCGCGCUGGAACCAGACCCGUCGCAAGAAGAUCAACACCACCGCCGCCGCCUCCACCAGAGCCGCUGCCACUACCAGCAAGGUCACCAAGAAGGGCACCGCCAUGAAGAAGAAGCACGUUUCCUCUGACGACGAGGACAGCGAGGAGGCCGUCAAGGCCGAGGAUUCUGAUGACGAGGCCUCUGAGCCUGUUGCCAAGAAGCCUGCUGUCAAGAAGACCAGAGCUGCUACUGCUGCUGUUAAGAAGGGUGGAAAGCGUAAGGCUUACGCUGCUAUCUCCGAGGACGAGGACGAAGACGAGGCUGUUGGCAAGAAGAUCAAGAGCGCUCCUGCUUCUGAUGCUGAAGAGGAGGAGGCCACUCUCGGCGCUGGCAAGGGCGAUGAUGUCAAGAUGGAGGUCACUGAUGAUGAGGAGGCUGCUGAUGAGACUGAGGUUUAAACUUCGUCUUUGCUUGCCUUGACUGACCUGUUUUCUUGCAUACUGUGAGAAGAGGUCGUGAUGUACACUUAUCACCAAGAGCGCGAAAGAAGCGCUUCUUUUACUUAGACUACAGAUUAGUCUUGCAGAUGCAACAAGAAAGCCUUGCAUCAACUCUACCUCUCCAAACCAUAUCCUUGAUGAUCAUUGUAGCUCGAAUGUCCUCUCCAUAUGUCGUUGUCUGCAAACGUGUAGCUGUGCAAAUGCACAAUCGAAUUCCAGAUUUGAGCCAACGUCUUUGGAGAG
Aureobasidium subglaciale EXF-2481 is the source of this 1265-nucleotide messenger RNA. RefSeq lists its product as uncharacterized. NCBI's taxonomy places the organism in Eukaryota, Fungi, Ascomycota, Dothideomycetes, Dothideales, Saccotheciaceae. The transcript has 2 exons. The record is from RefSeq and is a predicted model, not a curated record. Bases 399 to 980 code for a protein of 193 amino acids.